This is a messenger RNA of Ricinus communis (castor bean), 1227 nucleotides long. RefSeq lists its product as uncharacterized. Lineage: Eukaryota; Viridiplantae; Streptophyta; Magnoliopsida; Malpighiales; Euphorbiaceae. The transcript has a single exon. Bases 275 to 1123 code for a protein of 282 amino acids. Gene Ontology annotation, biological process: root development; shoot system development. The record is from RefSeq and is a predicted model, not a curated record.
UGGAGAUCCGCGCAAUCUUCAUUGUUAAUUCAGAUCAAAUCAUGUCUAGUUGUAGGGAGGCAUACCACUUGUUUUUUCUAUACUUCAGAUCACACCACAUUGAAGCAUUUAAAGAUGCCAGCUCACAGCAGGCAUAAACAAUUGCAAGUUACAGAAGAGGAUAGAAUUCCCUAUCUUCAUUCAUCUACUAUAUAAAAGGUCAGGGGUCAGCAAGAACAACUUCACACAAUAACAAGUUGUGGUAUUCAAGAACUUUCUUUUGCUAAUUUAGAAUAUGGAUUCCUUCUCUAGACCCGCUUGCCAUCUUCGUUCAAGCAGCUUGCCCUCCAAAAAUCACCCUCUAGCUGCUAGUGUUGAGGAACAGUUGGUGAGAUUAAGGGCAUCAGGAUCACUGUGCCAGAAAUUAGGUGGCCUGAAAGAUUUAUACGAGAGGGUUGAUGAUUUGUUUCAAUUACCCCUCAUCCAACAGGCUCUUUCCCAUGAAUAUCAGGAUAAAUGUGUGGACGACCUGCUCGAUGGAUCUCUUAGGUUACUAGAUGUAUGCAGCACUACCAGGGACGUUUUCUCGCAGAUGAAGGAAUGCAUUCAGGAGCUUGAAUCAUCCCUUCGACGCAAAAGGACGGUAGAAUCCAGCUUGGAAAAUGAAGUUAAAGCAUAUAUGACCUCUAGAAAAAGAUUGAAUAAAGUGAUUUCUAAGUGCUUUGGAAAUUUGAAGAGAAUGGAAAAGAAUGCCACAGCAUUGCCCUCUGAAAAGAAAUCAGAUUUGACAGCUGCGGUUAGCAUGCUGAAAGAGGUCGAAGAAAUUAGCAUCGUGGUGCUUGAAUCCCUGUUAUCUUUUGUCUCUCCGCCUAAGACAAGAACAAGAUCUACCGGAUGGAAUGCAGUCACAAAAUUAUUUCAAUCCGGACGUGUUUCCUGCGAAGAUGCCAAUGAAGUGGAGAAGAUGGAUGCUGAAUUGAUCGUUCUGAUUGGCAGAAAAUUCAGCCUAGUAAAUAUGCAGAAUGCAUUGAAGGGACUAGAGGCAUUAGAGUCUAGCAUUCAAGAAAUGGAGGAGGAAUUAGAGUGUGUGUAUAGACGAUUACUGAAAAGCAGAGUGUCUCUCCUCAACAUGCUUAACCACUGAUGAUGGGAAUUUCAAUCCAUCAAUCAAUAUUUUGUACAUUACAAUUUUUGCCACGUUUGUAUAGACUGUCAAUUGUAUUAAAUUAUAUAUCUAUACGAAAAUAU